Tinamus guttatus (white-throated tinamou) is the source of this 1138-nucleotide messenger RNA. Lineage: Eukaryota; Metazoa; Chordata; Aves; Tinamiformes; Tinamidae. The record is from RefSeq and is a predicted model, not a curated record.
AUGUUCCCCUAUGGAGGUGACAAGGUGGCCGCAAGCGGUUCUGUCACGGAGGUGGAUUUGAAACGGCUGCCCGAGCUGAACCCCCCUGCGUUCAUGCCACAUGGGAACGUGGGAACACCCUUGAAAGUUUUCCUGGAGUUGAUCCGGGCCUGCAGGCUGCCUCCCCGGAUUAUCAAGAAAUUGCAGCUGAACUUUCCCAAGACAGGCUCGUCCCGUAGGUAUGGGAAUGUGCCUUUUGAGUACCAGGACACCGAGACGGUUGCAGGAGAAGGAGUUUAUACUGCAGCAGGGGAUGAGAUCACAGAGGACAAGGGGCCUGUGGGACCAUCUGAGAUGUCUGAGCCAGUUGCUGCUGAAGAGGAUGGGAAGGGACAGGAGAACGAGGAAGCAGCGGAGUUGCACUCAGAUGAUGACAACGAUACCUGUGAGGAGUGGGAACGACACGAGGCUCUGCAUGAGGAUGUGACCAAACAGGACCGUGUGGAGGAGCGGCUCUUUGAAGAGGAGAUUGAGCUGAAGUGGGAGAAGGGUGGCUCUGGGCUGGUUUUCUACACGGAUGCUCAGUACUGGCGGGAGGAGAACGGAGAUUUCGAUGAGCAGACUUCAGAUGACUGGGACGUUGACAUGAGCAUCUACUACGACAAAGAUGGAGGAGAUAAAGACGCUCGGGACUCAAUUCGGAUGUGGCUGGAGCAGAGACUUCGCAAUGGUUUAGAGGAUGGAUCUGUUUCAGGGCAACAGAUUGGGACUUUUGAGAAAUACACUAAGGGCAUUGGCAGGAAGGUGUUGGAGCAGCAGGGCUGGAUCGAGGGGCUGGGGCUGGGGAGCAGCAACUUGGGAAUGGCCGAAGCUUUGGACAAUGAGGGUCAAAACCCCAGAUGCAAGCGGGGACUAGGGUACCACGGGGAGAAACUGCCGACCUUCAGCAAGGCAAAGAAGCCACGGCCGAACGGUCCUGUCCUCAUCUCCACCAUCUAUGAUGGCCCUGAGCCCAUGGACAGUGGUGACCUGCUGCUCAGGCGACAGCCAACCACUGCCAUGAAGUACAGACAGGACAUGCCUUUUGUCCGGGCAUCCUGUGGCACUCGGGAGAGACCCAGUGCCCCGUUGCACUGAGCACACACUGUCACCGAACGUU